Messenger RNA from Odocoileus virginianus texanus, 3019 nucleotides. The record is from RefSeq and is a predicted model, not a curated record. NCBI's taxonomy places the organism in Eukaryota, Metazoa, Chordata, Mammalia, Artiodactyla, Cervidae.
GGGGCUUUGAGAGCUGUCCAAUCAGGGGCGCCGCUUGGGCAGGUAGGUGGGGCGACGCACCGCUUUGGCUCCGUUUUCACUCCCGCAGACUCGGCUAGUGAUCCGCUUUCCCACCUCUCAGAGACGCUGGCUGCACUGCCUCAGAGUCUGUCUUGUUGUGACCUGCUGUGAGAGUCGUAGGAAGGACUCAGGGAGACCCGGGAAACCUAGAAAUGGAUUCAGUGACCUUUGAGGAUGUGGCUGUGAACUUCACCCUGGAAGAGUGGGCUUUCCUGGAUCCUUCACAGAAGAAGCUCUAUAGAGAUGUGAUGCGGGAAACCUUGAGGAACCUGAUCUCAAUAGGAGAAAAAUGGGAAGAUCAUGACAUUGAAGAUCAGUACAAAAAUCAGGGGAGAAAAUUAAGAAGUCAUGUAGUUGAAAGACUCUGUGAAAGUAAAGAGGGUAGUCAGUGUGGAGAAAACUUCAGCAUUAUUCCAAACUUCAAUCUGAGCAAGAAAACUAAUAGGAUGAAACCACGUGAAUGCAGUGUAUGUGGAAAAGUGUUUACACGUCAUUCAUCCCUUAAGAGACAUAUGAGAUAUCACACUGAACGUAAACCACCUGAGUAUCAGAAAUAUGGAGAGAAGCCAUAUAGAUGUAAGGAAUGUGGUAAAGCCUUUGGCUAUCUCCAAUUUUUGGAGACCCAUGAGAAAAAUCACAGUCGAGAGAAAAAACAUAAAUGUGAGGAAUGUGGGAAAGCAUUCCAUUCCCGUGCAUCCUUUCAAGCACAUGAAAGAAUCCACACAGGAGAAAAACCCUACGAAUGUAAGGAAUGUGGGGAGGCCUUCAUGUGGAGCACAGGGUUUCGAAGACACAUGGUAACACACACUGGAAAUGCUUCAUAUACAUGUAAGGAAUGUGGGAAAGCUUUUAAUUGUUCCUAUUCAUUGCGAACACAUGAAACAACCCACAGUGGAAAGAAACCCUAUCAGUGUAAGCAAUGUGGAAAAUUCCUUAGAUACUAUCAUACUUUUAGAACACAUCAAAGGACUCACACAGGUGAGAAACCCUAUGAAUGUAAGCAGUGUGGUAAAGCCUUCAGUUGUCCUAGUUCUUUUCGGAAACAUGAAAGAAUUCAUACUGGGGAAAAGCCUUAUGAAUGUAAGGAGUGUGGGAGAACCUUCAGAGGUCUCUCAAGCCUUCGAGCACACAUGAUCACUCACACUGGCGAUGGACCUUAUAAAUGUCAGGAAUGUGAGAGAGCCUUCAUUUCUCCUAGUUCCUUUCGAAUACAUCAAAGGAUUCACACUGGAGAGAAACCCUAUGAAUGUGAACAAUGUGGUAAAGCUUUCAAUUACUACAAUUCCUUACAGUCACACAGAAGAACUCAUACUGGAGAGAAGCCCUAUGAAUGCAAGGAAUGUGGGAAAACCCUGUCCCAUCAGCAAACCUUAAAAAUACACAUGCGGCUGCACACUGGAGAGAAACCCUAUGAAUGUAAACAAUGUGGUAAAGCUUUCAGAUAUUACCCUUCCUUUCACAAACACAAACAAAUUCAUACUGGAGGGAAACCCUUCGAAUGCAAACAAUGUGGUAAAGCCUUCAGUCAUUACAAUUCCUUACAGUCACAUGGAAGAACUCACACUGGAGAGAAACCCUACAAAUGCAAGGAAUGUGGGAAAGCCCUCUCCCAUCACCAAACCUUGAGAGUACACAUGAGACUGCACACUGGAGAGAAACCCUAUGAAUGCUCACAGUGCAGUAGAGCUUUCAGAUAUUACACUUCCUUCCAAAAGCACAAACGAAUUCACACUGAGAAGAAAUUUUAUGAAUAAGGAAUAUAGAGAAGCCUUUGGUCAACCAGCUUCACUUUGAAAAUGUUAAAGAAACCACACUGGAGAGAAAACCUAUCAGUGUAAACAAGGUGGGAAAACCUUAAGAUAUUUUCAAAGUUUGCAAACACAUGGAAGGGUUCCCAUAGAAUAGAAACCUUGUAAACCAUGUGGGAAGUCCUGCAAAAAUUAUACCUCCUUAGAAAUGCAUGAAAGAAUUCAUACUGAAAAGAAACCCUGUGACUGUAAGGGAUAUGGAAAAGCCUUCAGAUGUUACCAGAGGUUUUUAUUUCUUUUUGAUGACUUGAAAAAGAUCAGAGUGGAGGGAGUAUGGUAAAGCCUUCAUUUGUCACAAACCAUUUGAAGAGAGUGCACACUGGAGAGAUACUGUAUAAUGUAAAAAAAUGUCAGAAAACUUUCAGUCAUUCCAAUUCCAAAAGAAUGAAAGGACUCACUGGACAAAAACUCCUGAGUUAAACAGUUUCGGAAAGAUUUCAAUGAGCCCACAUCUUUACAUGUGAAAACUCACAUUGGAAAGAAAUAUAAGUAAUAUGAGAAAGCUUGAUGAAAAUUUAUGUGUAACAGGAAAAAGUUAUUAAAGUUGGAAAUACAUUGUGUUUAUCAAUCCUCUUUCUUAAAGUGCACUAUUGGACAGUGGAUUUCUAGUAAUUACUCUCAGAAAUGAAUAUGAGGGGAGAUGACUCUGUGAGUCAUGUUUCCACAGUGGUACAUAAAAUUAAUAGAUAGAACUUUUUCUUUAAAUCAGUUUUAUUUUCUCUUUUCUUCUUGAAGCCAGUUGGAUCAUAGGUGAAUCAGAGUAAAUGCCUAAUAAUUCAAUUAGGUUAAAAUUGUUUUAUAAUGUUUGAUUUGCUCUGUGUUAAGGGCCCACUGAGAAAUGACAGUUUGGUAUUUGGAUUUUCCUAACAGCCUUACGGCAGUUCUCGGAUAUCUCUAGUCCAAUAUAUAUAUUUAUCUUUCUUACCAAGCUCUUUUGUUGGAGUGAAGAGUAUAAGAGCCUUUUAACAUUUUCUAUGCUAAUAAACUGUUCAAUAAAUAUUUGUGUACACCUCACUUAUAAAUGAAUAUAGUUUCUAUGUGAAUAAUUAUUUUCAUAUUUAUAUCUUGCUUUGUAUCUUUCCUUCUGACUAUAAUUUGGUGAAUAGACGGAAUUAAGAAGAGUGGCCUAGGAACUUCCCUGGUGGUCCAGU